Messenger RNA from Erythranthe guttata (spotted monkey flower), 1356 nucleotides. It is a transcript of the gene APG1, whose product is annotated as S-adenosyl-L-methionine-dependent methyltransferases superfamily protein. Gene Ontology annotation, molecular function: 2-methyl-6-phytyl-1,4-benzoquinone methyltransferase activity. NCBI's taxonomy places the organism in Eukaryota, Viridiplantae, Streptophyta, Magnoliopsida, Lamiales, Phrymaceae. The record is from RefSeq and is a predicted model, not a curated record. Gene Ontology annotation, biological process: methylation.
UGUGGUUCUUGACAGCUUGUUCAGGUCCACAGAACUCCACUCCCACUCUCUAUUUUCUACUCCUCUGCAUAUUUGGGGGAAAAAAAAUCCAAUCUUUUUCAUUAGGGUUUUCCUUCGAUUCGUUCCUUCAAUUCAAUGGCUUCCGCAAUGCUGAACGGAGCUGAAAAUCUCACUCUAAUCAGAGCGAUUGCCCCAAACCCAAAAGGCCUAGGUUUUCACGCCUCAGAUUUCAGCGGCAAACACUUCCCCAAGCUAACUUCAGUUUCCUGCGGCAAGCUUUCCAUGAGGCCGAUGAAGAGCAGAUCCCCCAUCACCAAAUGCAGCGUUUCAGCUCCCAGGCCAGCCUCGCAGCCGAGAUUCAUCCAGCACAAGAAGGAGGCUUUCUGGUUCUACAGGUUUCUGUCAAUCGUGUACGACCAUGUGAUUAACCCGGGGCAUUGGACGGAGGAUAUGAGGGACGACGCAUUGGAGCCGGCGGAUUUGUACACCCGGAAUUUGACGGUGGUGGAUGUCGGCGGUGGGACCGGGUUCACCACCUUGGGGAUAGUGAAGCAUGUUGAUGCCAAGAAUGUGACGAUUCUUGAUCAGUCGCCGCAUCAGCUUGAAAAGGCUAAGCAGAAGGAGCCAUUGAAGGACUGCAAGAUCAUUGAAGGAGAUGCUGAGGAUCUCCCAUUCCCGACGGACUUCGUCGAUCGAUACGUUUCGGCUGGGAGUAUCGAGUACUGGCCGGACCCACAGCGUGGAAUUAGAGAAGCUUACAGGGUGCUGAGGCUUGGGGGAAAGGCAUGCUUAAUCGGACCUGUUUAUCCAACGUUUUGGUUAUCUCGUUUCUUUGCAGAUGUGUGGAUGCUCUUCCCAACAGAGGAAGAGUACAUUGAUUGGUUUCAAAAGGCCGGGUUUAAGGAUGUCCAGCUUAAAAGGAUCGGUCCAAAAUGGUAUAGAGGAGUUCGCAGACAUGGACUCAUCAUGGGAUGUUCCGUCACUGGUAUCAAACCUGCAUCUGGAGAUUCACCGUUGCAGCUUGGUCCAAAGGCGGAGGAUGUAUCGGAACCUGUGAACCCGUUUGUAUUUUUCUCGAGGUUCAUUCUUGGUGCACUGGCCGCAACUUAUUAUGUGCUGGUUCCGAUAUACAUGUGGAUCAAGGACCUAAUUACCCCGAAAGGUCAACCUAUAUAGGAAGGAUAUGAUCAAGGCAAAAGUAAUUCGAGUUUGUUCUGGAUGUUGCAAGUUUCUGCUGUAUUUCAUUUUUUUUUUUAAUCUGAGUGGCACCUUGUCAAACUUGUUUCAAUUCUCCGUAUGUGGAUUGACACCUAUGUUACUCUCUAGUUUUGCAGUCAAGAAUCUAAAUCAAUGAGC